AUGGAACCAUUGAAUGAAGAUGAAUUUGAAACGGUUUUAGGAAAUACGGAAUCGUAUAAUAUAUACAAAAAAUUUGAUGAAGAAAACAACUUAGAUGUGUACACCAACUAUUGUGCUGAAUUUAAAACGUCAAAUGAAUUAAAUCAUUAUAAUGAUGGAAAUUAUUGUGUAAAAAUUGCAAAAAAUUUAGAUAAAUUAUAUAAAUUAGAUAAUGCAGAAAGUUACCUUAGUAGUUGUUUACACUACAAAUAUUGGAUUUACAGCAAAAUGUUGAAAUUGUUUAAUUCAGGAAAUAAUAACGUAGGAUAUGCCAUGAAAUAUUUUCUUAAUUUGCAGAAGCAUAUUUCUAAAAAAUUAGAAAAAUACUUUUGUCUCUAUGAUUUUUACCGCUUUGAUUUGGAUGAAUUGAAUGAAUUAAAUGAAGAAAAAUAUUUAUAUGAAUAUUUUAAACAUUACAGUUCUAUUAAUAAUAAAAUUACAUCGAUAGAUAAGGAAAAGGAUACUUAUGUUAAAUACCUUAAAUAUAUUGAUAAAAUAUAUCAAAAACAUAAAAAUGAUUACUGCUGUGACUAUUAUGGUUCAACUGGUAACUGUUAUCAUUAUUUCAAAUGUGAUGAAAAUUAUAAUCCUAAUUAUCUUUUAUGUAAAGUAAAUAAUGACAAGGAACUAUCAAAUUGUAUACCAAAGGAUGCAAUUCUAUCAGAAAAUGGUUCCCAAGGGAAGGAUUCUGGAAUCAUAAAUCCCCUUUAUUUUAGUUGUAAGGAAAUAAAAAGUGAAGAAGGUGUUCCAUUUCUAUCAUGCUUUGUAUUACGAACUACAUCUAAGGACUCUAAAAGAGUAAGACAUGAUAAAACCCAUCAAUCUAUAAAAUUAACUAAUGGCUAUAUGUCGCAAGCUAUAAGGAGCAUUCAGAAUUUUGAGUGUGUUGAAAACGAUGACAAUCAUAAUAUAAAUUUCAGAUCUUUUAAAUGUACUCCAAAAAAUGGUACUCAACAACACAACACAGGACUUGAUUUAAAAGUAGAUAAGUUACAUCCAUCUAGGAAGGAAGAUCAAUUUGAAAAAAAGAGACCAUCAUUUUCUGAAUCCUCAAAAAUAGAUCUUAGAUGGACGAUAGAUGAAAGUAUCUUGGGAUGUCCGGCUAACUCUUCCGAAAAACUUAGGCAUAAGCUUUGUGAAUACAUAUCAGAACUAAAAAGAAAAGGGGAAAUUAAAAAUCACACAAAAACUCAAAUUAAAAAACCUAUUGAUAGCAUUCCCAAACAGGGGAACACAUCAAAAAAAUAUACAGUAUCAAUCGAUUUAGAAAAACUCUCGUGUGACCCUAAGGACUCAGAUUUCUGCAAAAAUUUAAAGAAAUCACUUUUAUCUAAAAUAAAAGAAGAGAAAAAAAAAGGGGAUAACCAGGAUUCAGGAAAUUGGAUAUUAUUUGAUGGAAAUACUGGAACAGCAAGUGUUUCAGAAAGUACCCCUAUAAUAACACCUAAUGUUUUAGAACAAAAUUAUUCUAUAUUUAGUAACUUCAUUUUUCGUGUAGGUAUUGUUGUUACUAUGGUAAUUGGAACCAUAUUCAUAUUUUUUUUAUAUUAUAAGGUAGGCAUUAAUACUUUUAAAAAACAUAAAUAUAUUAUACAUGUAUUUACUGGCUUUGGAAGAUGGUUUGACAAGAUAGUAUUAAAAAAAAAAAAUGCUAAGGCUAAUUUUUAUUAUAAUGCAAAUGAGGGGAUUCCAGCGUAUACACCUGAAUAUAUGUAUUAUAAUUCUAAAAAUAAGAGGUCACGAAUAUCAUAUACUCCUGCAUAA
This is a messenger RNA of Plasmodium gonderi, 1803 nucleotides long. Its product is annotated as variable surface protein. NCBI's taxonomy places the organism in Eukaryota, Apicomplexa, Aconoidasida, Haemosporida, Plasmodiidae. The transcript is spliced from 3 exons. Bases 1 to 1803 code for a protein of 600 amino acids. The record is from RefSeq and is a predicted model, not a curated record.